AUGUCCAGUAACAGCAACGCGGAAAAUCCCGAACCGCUGUCGCAGCUUCCCGAUUGGUCCGAAAUAACCUACACGCGGCUUCAGCUACGUCCAGAGCCACAAUUACCGCCACGUGUCGAGCACCUAUUGGUGGAACGAGAAGGCAGCGUUGUGAAUGUGGUGGCUGAAUCAUUGGACCUUCCGAGGGAAUACGUUACAGAUUUGAUACGAUUCGGUGGAAUCUACCAUGCCCAGGUGCCACCUCCCCCGCCUCCGAACCUCCCUUCACAAGCCCUCCAAGCCUACCUUGAUUUUAUCGCCCAGCACACCACUGACCCCACCUCCUCGCCCUCCUCUCCCUCCUCCCCUUCCUCCCCCUCCUCUCCUACCCCCUCCUCCUCCCCCUCUUCCUCCUCUCAUCAACCGAAGGUCACACUGGCGGAAUUGCAGAAGGUUCGAAGGGUGGAGGUGGGGGGAGUGCGGGGAAGAGGCGUUGGGCAGAAGGAGAAGAGGCAAAGGCAGAGGUCCCGAGACAAGGCGGGGAAGAAGGGCACGGGGAGUGGGAGAGAAUUGAGGGGCAAGAGGGAUGGGAGGGAUGACAGAGACAAGGAGAAUGAUCAGCAGCAGAAGCAGAAGGAGGGGGAGGAGGGGGAAGAGGAGUAUGGAGUGAGGGUGCAGGCAGGCAGUUACCUUCGAGUUCACGUGCAUCCUAAACGAUUUCCCAUGUGCUACAGCUUUGAUUGGCAAAGAUCCGUGAUUGUAAACGAGGAUGACUAUGUGGUGAUCGAUAAGCCAUACAACGUUCCUGUGGGCGGCACAGUGGACAACCUACUGGAGUGCUGCGCCUUCUUCGGAGGGCAGGCUGUGGGGCUCAAUCGCCCACUGCAGCUCACCCACCAGCUCGACCUCUGCACGCAGGGCUGCGUGGUGAUGGCCAAGAACCGCCAGUUUGCCAGCUAUUUCAACCAGCUGCUUCAGGGUCGCAAGGUUCGGAAGCUUUACAAGGCCCUAACCGCCUCUGCUCCGGCCCCAGGCAGGCACAUACAUUUCAUGCUGCCCGACCCGUACUCUCCAAAGAUCUUAACACGAGAAGCCAUGCCAGGCUGGCAGCACUGCGAGCUUGUGAUUCGCCGAGUGGAGGAGGUCCCGUGGCCUGCUGAUUCUGCGCUGGCUGCUGCUGACGUGGACUGCUCCUAUUGGCCAGCUGCUGACGUGGCAUAUGAGUGCCUGGUGGAGCUUAUCACAGGGAGGACACACCAGCUUCGAGCACAGUUUGCGGCGCUGGGCGCGCCUCUCAUCGGUGACACCAUGUACGGCCCGAACCAAGUCCAGCAGGCCGCACCUAUGGUUAUAAAAGCAACCAUUUCCCCCGGCCGCGGUGCUGCUGGCGUGAAGGGGAAUGAAGUGGGGAACUCGGGCCAGGAGAGGAGAAAGCAAUUAGUGGAUGCGGAGGUGCUAUCCCAAGCGAAGCUCCUGUUUGGGGCGGCACCAGAGGCGGCUAUUGGCUUGCAGGCGUUUUCUGUGAGAUGGGAGGAGCAAGUGGAACAAGGCAAGGGGCGAGUGAGAACAGCUUAUAAGGAGUACGAGGCUGGUAAACCGUGGUGGAGAGAGGGUUGA
This is a messenger RNA of Closterium sp. Yama58-4, 1596 nucleotides long. The record is from the annotation of a GenBank genome assembly. NCBI's taxonomy places the organism in Eukaryota, Viridiplantae, Streptophyta, Zygnematophyceae, Desmidiales, Closteriaceae.